UCUUUUUCUUUAUAUUAUAGACUCCUUAUGAUCGAGCUACAGCAGAGCUUUGGAGUUUUUUUUGGCAAACCUGGGCAGCUGCUUUUUAGCUAUGACCAAAGGGCCUUUGCCCUCAACAAGUUUUACACUGCAGGCAAACUCAUUGCCUGGUCCAUUAUGCACAAUGGACCUGGCCCAAGAUGCCUCAGUCGACAGCUUUAUUUACUUAUGUGUGGCCAGAAGCCAGAUUUUUCGACAUUUGACGUGAGCAAUUUCCAGGAUGAGGAGUUGCAAAUCAAACUCGAAAAGGUUGCCACAUGUAGAACUCUGGCUGAACUUGAGGAAAUAAGAAGUAGUUUGGGAGACUUUAUUUUUGAGUGUGGUGUCCCAAACAUCUACACAGCUUCAGUUGCUGACAUGCCCACGAUUUAUGAGCAGAUAAUCACUCAUCAUUUGUACCACAGGGUGGCAAGCAUGAUACACCAGUUCGUGUCAGGACUGAACUCGUGUGGACUGAUGUGGACAAUGGUGGAAAAGUUCUGGGAACAGUUCCUUCCCAUGUUCACCCACACAGGAAGAACGCUUUCAAGGAAUGAUGUUCAGGAGCUCUUCACAAUAAAUUGGAGUGCACAAGGAAGCAACCGUAGGGAGCAGGAAGAGGACACCAUUUACCUCUGGGAAUGCUGGCUAAUGUCUAUCCAAGAAGAGGCCUCCAUGAACAUCACAUACGAAGAUGUAUUGGUGUUUGUGACCGGAGCUGAUGCAGUGCCUCCGCUGGGGUUCCAGCAAAACUGUCAGAUUGACUUUUAUGGUCUGGAAGCUGGUUGCCGGAGGAUACCAUAUUCCUCCACAUGUGCUUGCUGUCUCUUCUUGCCACGUGGCAUAAGAGAUGAGGCUGAAUUCCGUGACUUAAUGUUCACAGCUCUUAGAGGCUCUCUGGGUUUUGGGAAAGUUUAAGUUUAUUUUUCAAAAUACACAAAGGGUGUAGAAAUGACAGAGACUAACUUCACAUGUCUUGGAGGAGGCAUGUGCUUGUCUUCACCCUUAUAGUGUUAGGGGAAUUACUAAUGAUGGAGGAGUUUUAGUGAGUGGGUUGGGUAACUGGUCUUCUAAAUUGGGGAGUAAUUGGGAUAAGAAUAGAAAAAGAGAUCAAUUCAGAAAACAUUUAUGGAAGUUGAACCUCAUAUAGAUAAAUAGAGAAUAGGUGUAUCA
This is a messenger RNA of Astyanax mexicanus (Mexican tetra), 1191 nucleotides long. RefSeq names its product G2/M phase-specific E3 ubiquitin-protein ligase-like. The record is from RefSeq and is a predicted model, not a curated record. The transcript has 4 exons. Bases 28 to 936 code for a protein of 302 amino acids. Lineage: Eukaryota; Metazoa; Chordata; Actinopteri; Characiformes; Acestrorhamphidae. Gene Ontology annotation, molecular function: ubiquitin-protein transferase activity.